UCCCCCAUAUGGGACGUAGUGCCUCAAGAAAACAGAGCAAAGUAGAGCUUCACUUCAAACCUCUGCUACUUUCAAGGGGAAAGGGUUAUUUUUUAUAUUUCUAAAAAAGUCACAGGCUGGCAAUAACUCAUUUCAGUGUGCAGUUCUGCCACUGAGUAGUUUGCUAUCUUUGGCAGCAUGUCUUCAUGCUGUUGGACAGACUGUGUAUGGAGGAAUGAGGACUCGUCCACUUUCUAGGAAGGUUCACACAAAUCUGACCUCCAGCUGCAAUCCUGAAGCAGCUUCCCUGUUUUCUCACUGAUUGGCACCAUGGCGACUCUACAACAGAGGUGUGAAGGGACCACUGACUGAAGAGUGUGAUCAGAUCUGAGGCUGCUGGGAUUUGCAACCAAGAUCCACGUAAAAAGUUUUCAGUCUUGCAAGCUGCUUUAAUGAUGGAUUAGACAGAUUUUAGUAUUUUGAGUUUACAUUCUAAAGGUAUAGCAGCUUGAUUUGCAGACAUCUGUGCAGACUGCCAUGGAUCAUGUGCUGAACAUAGCUGACUAUUACGUCCUCACUCCGUAUGUUUACCCGACCUUGUGGCCCGAGGACUCGGCCGUGCGUCAGAUCAUCAGCCUCUGGGUGGUGACCAACCUGGGAGCACUGUUCAUUUACCUGGGCUUUGGUGGUCUCAGCUUCUACUACGUGUUUGACCAUAAACUAAUGAAACAUCCACAGUUUGUAAAGAACCAAGUAAGAAAAGAGAUCCAGUUGGGAACUGUCUCCAUCUUCUGGAUGAGUUUCCCCACUGUGGCCCUUUUCUUCUUGGAGAUCAGAGGACACAGCAAACUUUAUGACAACAUCAAUGAAUCUACCUUGGGCUGGUCAGGGGUGUUCCUGAGCAUCGCUGGUUUCUUGUUCUUUACUGACAUGUGCAUCUACUGGAUACACCGCUGGAUGCACCAUAAGAGCAUUUACAAGCACUUGCAUAAGCAGCACCAUAUAUUCAAGAUCCCUACACCGUUUGCCAGCCAUGCCUUCCACCCACUCGACGGCUUCCUGCAGAGCUUACCUUACCACGUCUACCCUUUCAUCUUCCCCCUCCACAAGGUGGUCUACCUCUCACUCUUUGUCUUUGUCAACAUCUGGACUAUUUCCAUACAUGAUGGAGACUACCGCCUCCCGGGUAACCUGAUAUUUCUCAUCAACGGCGCCGCUCACCACGUAGACCAUCACCUGUACUUCAACUACAACUACGGACAAUACUUCACACUUUGGGAUCGCCUGGGGGGCUCCUACCGACACCCCUCGGCGCUGCUGGGAAAGGGGCCACACGACCACAUUCGCAGGCUCAUGGCGGAGGCUGCAUGGACACAGUGAUGAUGAAGCUACACUCAGGACUUCUGCCCUGGUUUGAAGCCAUCAUUGAAGAUCAAGAGCGCAAGUUAUCCACAACUAGGAUGUAAUGAUGACUGCUUUUCUGUAUUCCCAAAAGGAAACUGUGCUGGUGUGAUAUGUUUACAUGCACUGCAAGAGAGGUUAAAAUGACCCCUGUGUAGGCAAAGUAUAGGCUAGUUACAGUUAUUCUACCUGCUGUAAUACAGUCUUGGUAACUGUGACGUGAAUUGCAUUUCUGUCUGGAUUUUUUUCUACGUGUCAUUUUCAUGUUUUAUAUUGAUAUAGUAUAAUAAAAAUGUUGUCUUUGUGUCCUUAUGAUGGAUAUUUUUAGUGUAUUUCAUCCAUACAAUCAUCUGUGCAUUCAUUUUUUUCCAUUCAGUUUGAAAAAAAGAAAAAUACAGAAUGUGCCUUUCUUGCCUUUUCCAGGCUUUAAAGCUGCAGUUAGCAGUAAUUUCUUGCUAAAUAUCAGUGAAACAUACUCACUGACCUGGAGUUACAUCCAGUAACUACUCUAUUCUGAGCUUACUGUUCUUGUCCUGGAUAGGUACGUUGGUAACUUCACUUUGUUGUAAUAUCCAAAUGUGUGGCAAUGGUUGGUUAGGUUGUGAAAGCAGAUUUACAGUGCAAGCAGCCAAAGAGGUAUCUGGUAAUCAAAGGCUGCUACCUGUGGCUAAUUCACUUGAAGUUCUAGCUUACUUGUCAUGUUCAUGUUUACAACCAAUCCUGUGUUGAAGUGUGUGUGCGCCUGUGCUUGUCUGCUGUCUGUAUUUAUAAAUUCUGGCUUUAUUUUUUUCUUAAUUUUUACCUACCCCAAUUACAAGGGAGAAAAGGGAAGUGAAUGUGUGUUUUCCUGCUUUCUUGCAAUGAUUAUUUUGUAAGCAAUCUUGUAAAAGUAGCAAAUUUGAAAUAAAGUACGGUGUUUCAUCAGUCUGACAGGUGGACUGCAGCCUAGUAUGAAGGUUUUGUCUUGUCUAAUUACAGCAGAACUCUCAAAUUCAAGUGUCAGGACUUUCUGAAUUAAUAUUGAUGUAUUUUACUCAUGGAGUUGUUUAUAUAAUUACACAGUAGUUCACUACAGUGCAGUCCAAUUAGUUUACAGCUCAUUUAAAAGGGACAAAAUAAAGCUUGUUAUCCCAA
Amphiprion ocellaris (clown anemonefish) is the source of this 2514-nucleotide messenger RNA. Its product is annotated as lathosterol oxidase-like. The transcript has 7 exons. The record is from RefSeq and is a predicted model, not a curated record. The coding region runs from base 517 to 1359 and encodes 280 amino acids. Lineage: Eukaryota; Metazoa; Chordata; Actinopteri; Pomacentridae. Gene Ontology annotation, molecular function: oxidoreductase activity; iron ion binding.